AUGAAGAUUGAGAAACGAGGAACUGUCGGUGAAGCGCUGCAGGAACACGAGCGUAGAGGGUAUACAGUGAUGAGACUCAUCACAAUUUACAUUGUAAGCGGUCUAAAGAACGUGCUCGUGUUGGAGAACGACCUGUGA
Messenger RNA from Phytophthora nicotianae INRA-310, 138 nucleotides. RefSeq lists its product as hypothetical. The transcript has a single exon. The record is from RefSeq and is a predicted model, not a curated record. Lineage: Eukaryota; Oomycota; Peronosporomycetes; Peronosporales; Peronosporaceae. The coding region runs from base 1 to 138 and encodes 45 amino acids.